GACUGGUCACAGGAAACCAGCAGAGGACCCUGUGAAUGGCGGCUUUCAUUUCUCUUCAGAAGAAAGAAAACAGGAAUCCAACAAAUCGAAUAAAUAAUUUGGAUUCACCGCAUCCCGCAACCUGUAAUGUCUUAUUCUGGUCUAUCCGGUCUGAGUGUGGGCUGGUGGUUUAAAAGGUAUAGCCUAAUCACACUGUUACAGAAUUCUUGCUCUUCAUUGGACACCUGAAGGCAUUUAUAAAAUGGUGGGUUUCCCCCCUCCUGCAGUUGUCCCGGAAUUACUUAAGACUUUUGCCGUCUCUCCCAUCCCUGCAGAUUCCAAGCCCAUCCUAGGAAGCUUAUCUGAGAGGUUCCCCCCACUUGGAAGCAGAUAUCCAUUCAAAGCAGGCAAGGAAGGAUUCUCUUUCCGAAACCUCAAGAUAGGGGGAGGGAGGAACGACUUUGCAACUGUGGCUACCGACUUCAAAUAUGCGCCUCACCCAGGGACUGCUGACGACUUUCCAAAUUCGAAACGUUGGCUGUGUUCACUCAACCUGCGUGUGAAGCGCUUCCGACUCGGGUCUCUCCCUGUCCCGGUGUCCAGCCCGCUCUUCCCGAGGGACCGGCUCGGGUAGGAUCGAUUCGGAGCUUUUUGCGAGCAGUCCCCGUGGCCGAAGGAGCGGGUGGACGGUCUUCCGUCGCCUGAUGUUCCUGUUAUUCAAAGUCGCCAGGUGGCUGUAGCCCGAGCCCCUCCGCCGUGAAGGUUGUGGGGGAAGACUUCCGGGACGGAAGAGAUGAUGUGAGUCACCUGCCGAGCCUCCGGACGAAAGGCGGGCCGGGCUGACCGGGGGAGCAUGGCGUGGCCCCGGGUCUUCCGGAGACAGGCCCCCAGCGGGGCCCGAGGAUCGGGAUUCACACACCACCACGUCGUCGUGUUCCUGCUCACCUUCUUCAGCUAUUCCCUGCUCCAUGCCUCCAGGAAGACUUUUAGCAACGUCAAGGUCAGCAUCUCCAGCCAGUGGACUCCAAUGGUUCUCAACAGCUCCGAGGCUGAACUCUACCCUCAAGAGCUCUGGAACAGAAGCCAUCUCUUCCCCAGUGGGGAGGCAGCCACUCUCUUCCUGGGGACCCUGGAUACCAUCUUCCUCUUUUCCUAUGCCGUGGGCCUUUUCAUCAGCGGCAUAGUGGGGGAUCGGCUGAAUUUGCGCUGGGUUCUCUCCUUCGGCAUGUGCUCCUCUGCCCUGGUGGUGUUUGUGUUUGGCACCGUCACGGAGUGGCUGCGUUUCUACAACAAAUGGUUCUACUGCAGCUUGUGGGUGGGGAACGGCCUCCUGCAGUCCACCGGCUGGCCCUGCGUCGUGGCCGUCAUGGGCAACUGGUUCGGGAAGGCCGGACGCGGCGUUCUCUUUGGCCUCUGGAGCGCCUGCGCUUCGGUGGGCAAUAUUUUGGGAGCCGGCCUGGCCUCCUGGUUUCUGCAGUACGGUUACGAGUACGCCUUCCUGGUGACGGCCGCGGUGCAGUUUGUGGGCGGGAUCGUCGUCUUCUUCGGCCUUCUGACAUCCCCAAAGGAAAUCGGACUCCCAGAGGUCGAGGCAGAAGAAGUGAGCCCGGAAGAAGACUCGCACCAGCCGCUGAUCAGCAGUGCCGACGCCGAGGAGGAAUAUGAACCAAACUACUCGAUCCAAGCCGCCGACCGCAACCAGCCCCAGGCCAUAGGCUUCUGCCAGGCCUGCUGCCUUCCCGGGGUUAUACUGUACUCUCUGGCCUUCGCCUGCCUGAAGCUAGUGAAUUACUCCUUCUUCUUCUGGCUGCCCUUCUACCUGAGCAACAACUUUGGCUGGAAGGAGGUGGAAGCGGACCGGCUGUCCAUCUGGUAUGACGUCGGCGGGAUCAUCGGUGGGACGCUGCAGGGGUUCAUCUCGGACGUUCUGCAGAAGAGAGCUCCGGUGCUGGCGGUCAGCCUCCUCCUGGCCAUCGGGGCCCUCGUCGGAUACAGCCGAUCGCCGAACGAUAAAUCCAUCAACGCGCUUCUCAUGGCCGUCACAGGGUUCUUCAUCGGCGGCCCAUCCAACAUGAUCAGCUCGGCCAUCUCGGCGGACCUGGGGCGGCAGGAGCUGGUGCGCGGGAGCAGCGAGGCCUUGGCCACCGUCACGGGCAUCGUGGAUGGCACUGGCAGCAUCGGGGCGGCCGUGGGCCAGUAUCUGGUGUCUUUGAUCCAGGAGAACCUGGGAUGGAUGUGGGUGUUUUAUUUUUUCAUUUUAAUGACGAGCUCUACGAUCAUCUUCAUCUCCCCGUUAAUCGUAAGGGAGGUCAAGUCCCUCGUGCAGGCGAGACGCGCCCGAACGCUGAGCGGGUGACCGGGCCCCGCCGGAGGGGCCGUCCUUGGAGGCCGCCGGCCCCCUCCCCGCCCCGGGAGACCGACCCCGGCCGGUACCGCCACUCGCGACUUCUCCCGAGGCUGGCGCCGGCCGCCGACCCGGGAGCCGGGCUGCCCGGGACGCCCGUGGCCGCGCCGCUGGGCCGGCCGGGGGGCGGGGACGGAGUGACCCUCGUCGCCACGGGCGUCUCCCCCAGCUGCCGGAACCCCGGUGGGGCCGGCCGUGGCCAUCGCUUCCUCGGGCUUAGUUUUUAAAGUUGAGUCUCCGGAGGUGGACGGGAGGGCUGGAGGCCGAGCAGCCGUCCGUGUGGGGACAACGGGUCUUUGCCCGGGGACUUCGGGGGCGCCAGUGCGGGAUGACACCAACCGGGGAGAUUGCUGCGUGGCCGCAGCGGGGACUCCGCCGCCGCGUGAGGCCGCCCAGAGCUCCGCUCUCCGGCUACCGGCCUCCCGUUCUCCUCGGCGUGGCCCUCGGCACCGGAGCCUCCCCCCCGGGCUCCAUCCUCCGAGACCCGGGACCUUCGGUCGCCGCAGACGUGCCGGGAACGUCCCGCCCCGGCCUCCGUCUGGGCUGGGUCGUCCGGAGCCCGGCCCCAGGGAGGGAGGGAGGAGGCAAUCAACCUUUUGCAAGCCGGACAUCCCCCCGGGGCCCUUCCCUCCUUGCGGGGAGCCCGGGGCCGGGUGAGCACCCGCGAGUCUAGGGAGAUGCGGCGCGGCUAGCUGCCGGGGGGCGGCCGUGUCCAAACCAGCACUACUUGUGACCGACUGACAGACAGGGAGGCCCUAGCGGCCUGCAGUUUAGGGCGUGGAGACGGGAAAGUAAAAGCAGUUGCCUUUUUGAUCCUC
Ornithorhynchus anatinus (platypus) is the source of this 3201-nucleotide messenger RNA. It is a transcript of the gene SLC37A3, whose product is annotated as solute carrier family 37 member 3. The transcript is spliced from 16 exons. Lineage: Eukaryota; Metazoa; Chordata; Mammalia; Monotremata; Ornithorhynchidae. Bases 833 to 2335 code for a protein of 500 amino acids. The record is from RefSeq and is a predicted model, not a curated record. Gene Ontology annotation, biological process: transmembrane transport. Gene Ontology annotation, cellular component: endoplasmic reticulum membrane. Gene Ontology annotation, molecular function: transmembrane transporter activity.